This is a messenger RNA of Cicer arietinum (chickpea), 2474 nucleotides long. RefSeq lists its product as uncharacterized. Gene Ontology annotation, cellular component: mitochondrion. Gene Ontology annotation, molecular function: mRNA binding; protein binding. NCBI's taxonomy places the organism in Eukaryota, Viridiplantae, Streptophyta, Magnoliopsida, Fabales, Fabaceae. Gene Ontology annotation, biological process: mitochondrion organization; RNA processing. The record is from RefSeq and is a predicted model, not a curated record.
CAACUUAAAUAAGAUUGAACUCAAUCCCGGUACACCUCUAAAGACAUGGGAAGUUGGUGUUUUUUAAUACUGUCAUUUAAGAUGACAUCAACGACGUACCAUUUCUCGUAUUAAAAACACUAAUUUUGGAGGAAGAAAGAUUAAAAUGCAAGUGGUGCCGUUAUGCCUUUGUUGCAUCUGAAACUAAACAAGUUGGAGUCUCAGUGAGUGAAACGCAGCCGGAGGCAGAAACAGUUUUUCUCUUCUUUUUCGCUUCGUUUUUUGGGUCAAGUUUGCUGAUAAGGUCAGUGUUACAUUGUCUACACAUAUUGUGCUAAUCUUCCAGAGUUUUGUAUUGGGCUUUAUCUUGGAAGCUUGAGAGAUUCCAAUCAGUAUACCUCACAAGAAAGAUGAGACAUACAACUUCUUUCCAAAAUAAAAGUUUCAGUUUUCACUCUUUGAAUGAUCCGCAUGGUCGUAACAAUCAAGGGAGUUGUGUUUUCGGCACUAGUUCUAAUCACAGCUCAAGGAAAAUAAUGUCUUCAUUGCACCAAAAUGAUUGUUUUUCUACAAAUAGAUGUUCGUAUUGGAAAGGAUUGCGGUGUAGAAGCUUGUAUGCCACCCUUUUAAAUGAUAGAGUUGAUUAUGAAGUUGACCAUGAAGAUUGGGGCUUUGAAAGUUAUGCAGGCAAAGGGGGUGAACAAAUGGAUUCGGUCAAGUCUAUCAAUUCUCCAACUUUGUCACCAGAUGGACCGUUUGUCAGAAACAAUGAGAUUACCAACAAUAAGAUUCUUCAAAAGCUCUGCAGUAAGGGAAAUUUAACAGCUGCUGCAAGAUUGAUCGAUAUUAUGGCACGUCAAAAUCAAAUACCACAUUUCCCUUCUUGCGCAAAUUUGAUUCGAGGUUUAAUCAGAAGUGGUCAGGUAGACAAAGCUUGCAAAAUCAUGAAUAUGACGGUAAUGUUUGGCGGUGUUCUUGAUAUAAUUACAUACAACAUGGUUAUUGGAAGCCUUUGUAAAAGAGGUCAAUUAGAAUCUGCUCUUGAAUUGCUUGAAGAUAUGAGCUUGAGUGGUUGCUUCCCAGAUGCAAUUACUUAUAAUUCAAUAAUUCGCUGCAUGUUUGAAAAAGGAGAUUCCAAUUUGGCUGUUACUUUUUGGAAGGAUCAGUUGAGAAAAGGAUUCCCUCCUUAUGUGUUUACAUAUACAGUGCUUAUUGAGCUUGUUUGCAGAUAUCACGGAGCUUCCCAAGCCCUUGAAGUAUUAGAAGAUAUGGUAAUGGAAGGUUGCUACCCCGAUAUUGGUACGUACAAUUUUCUUGUAAGUUUUACUUCUAAACGAGGGAAUUUCGAGGAUACUGCUUUGGUUAUAUCCAAUCUUCAAUCUCGUGGGGUGCAACCGAAUGUCGUGACAUACAAUACCCUUAUCCACUCUUUUAGUUGCCAUGGGCAUUCAAAUGCAGUCAAUGAUAUUUUGAAGAUUAUGAAUGAGACUUCCAUUUCACCUACACGUGUAACUUAUAAUAUUCUGCUGAAUAGUUUAUGUAAAUCUGGACUUCUGGAUCGAUCGAUAAGCUUAUACAUCACAAUGGUUUCUGAGAACUGCUCACCAGACAUUGUAACUUACAAUACUCUUAUGAAUGCUUUAUGUAAUGAAGGAUUUGUAGAUGAGAGUAUUCAAUUACUUUACCUCUUGGGUGGUUCUAACUGUUCUCCUGGACUGCUCACUUAUAACAUAGUAAUUGAUGGGUUGGCUAAAAUGAGAUCUAUAGAAUCAGCAAAAGUAAUGUAUGGAGAAAUGGUGAAAAAAGGAAUUGAUCCUGAUGAUAUCACCCACCGUACUUUGACAUGGGCUCUUUGCCGGGCAUAUCGGUUUGAGGAAGCGGUGGAGUUAUUGAAAGUGAUGUAUAAGAAAAGACAUAAGGUUAAAACUGCUGCUUAUAAAUGGGUUAUUAUAAGAUUAUGUAAGCAAAAGAAGCUUGAUAUUGCGAUUCAAGUUCUAGACUUGAUGGUAAAAUGUCAACGCAAGCCAGAUGAGAGAAUAUAUCAUGAUUUAAUUAAGGCUGCUACUAAUGGGGGUAUGGUAAAAGAGGCUAAUGGUUUGCAUCAGAGGUUGAUCAAAUUGAAGAUUCUAAAGAAGGAAAGCAUUUGAUUUAGUUGGAGUUCACACUUAGAUUGGCCAAAUUUAUAGUUCUUCUGGCCAUGUACAAAGUUUUACAUUCCCAUCAGGAAAGCUUACUCAUCUGAGUAUUGCAAUGGCCAACACAACAGCAUCAGCUAAUAUAAACUCGGAUUUUUUUAAGUUGUUGUAUUUGUUGCGCUUUUGUUGGUUUUGGUAGCUGCAAGUUCAUAGAUACAUUGACUUCUUAUACUACAAUAUUAUUUAUCAUCUAAAAGGAAAGGGUGUGAAGACAGUUACUGUGCCGUGUGGAUAUGAUUUGAGGAUUCGUAGUUUUUUUUUGGGCUAUUGAUUUAAAAUUGAUACUGACAACUUGUGAUU